CUCCAGCUCCUCACCCCAGUGCAGGACACACUGUGAUAACAGCUCUGAAGCUCCUACCCACACCCAUUUACUUCAUGGCUGCCUCAGGGGGACAGCCGGACAAAAUUACAAAGCCCUGAGGAAAGGCAACCACGAAAAUAACCUGCCCCAACCUGAACAAGAUAACAAACACACUUCAGUACCACCCCAGGAGGAGUUUGUAUGUAUGACCAAUUGCCCUACUCUGAUUGUCAUGGUGGGUCUCCCAGCAAGAGGAAAAACCUACAUCUCGAAGAAGCUGACACGCUACUUAAAUUGGAUUGGAGUGCCUACGAAAGAAUUUAAUGUCGGUCAAUAUCGUCGAGAUUUGGUGAAAAAGUAUAAAUCCUUUGAAUUCUUCCUGCCUGACAAUGAAGAAGGCUUGAAAAUCAGGAAACAGUGUGCCUUAGCAGCGCUGAAUGACGUCCGGCAGUACCUCAGUGAAGAGAACGGGCAUGUGGCCGUCUUUGAUGCUACAAACACAACUCGAGAACGUAGAGAAACUAUUUAUAAAUUUGGUGAAGAAAAUGGAUAUAAGACUUUUUUUGUGGAGUCUGUGUGUGUCGAUCCAGAGGUCAUUGCUGCAAACAUUGUGCAAGUGAAGCUGGGUAGUCCUGACUAUGUUGAUUGUAGUAAUGAUGAAGCAACAGAAGACUUCAUGAAAAGAAUAGAGUGCUACAAGAACUCAUAUGAGACCUUAGAUGAAACUCUGGACAAGGAUCUUUCUUACAUUAAAAUUAUGGAUGUCGGAAGGAGUUAUCUCGUGAACAGAGUGAUGGAUCACAUCCAGAGCCGGAUUGUCUACUACCUCAUGAAUAUCCAUGUGACUCCUCGGUCAAUCUACCUCUGCCGACACGGAGAGAGCGAGCUCAACCUGAAGGGGAGGAUAGGAGGAGAUCCUGGGCUGUCUGUCAGGGGGAAAGAAUUUGCCAAAAGCUUGGCACAGUUUAUUAAUGAGCAAAAUAUCAAAGAUCUGAAAGUUUGGACCAGCCAGAUGAAAAGGACAAUUCAGACUGCUGAAGCCUUGGGAGUGCCUUAUGAGCAGUGGAAAGUUUUAAAUGAGAUAGAUGCAGGAGUGUGUGAAGAAAUGACAUAUGAAGAAAUACAGGAAAAUUAUCCGCUUGAAUUUGCACUGAGAGACCAAGACAAAUACAGAUACAGAUACCCUAAAGGGGAGUCUUAUGAAGAUCUUGUUCAGAGGCUGGAGCCAGUAAUUAUGGAACUCGAAAGGCAGGAAAAUGUGCUUGUCAUUUGUCACCAAGCUGUCAUGCGCUGUUUGCUCGCAUAUUUCCUUGACAAGCCUGCAGAACAACUGCCCUACCUGAAGUGCCCACUGCAUACUGUCUUAAAGCUAACCCCGGUGGCUUAUGGAUGUAAAGUAGAAUCUAUAUUUCUGAAUGUCGAAGCUGUAAACACACACAGAGAUAAACCUGAGCCAAAGCUGGAGAGGAAGACUAGAUCUCAGGAAACAGCAGGACAACCGGGGGAAGGAAAUUGAGCGUGUUUGUAAAAUAAUGUAGGUGUGAAUAGGUCGAGAGAAGAAGCUUUGAGGACAGUCCCCACCCACCUAUAGCUGCAGCUUCUGGGGCGGCAGCCCUUCCUCCAGCAGCUCAGGGCCCGGCGGUGUCGGAGCGGGGCGGGAUGGACGCGCCUCCCCUUCCCUUGGAGACAUUUCGAAUGUGAUUCCACUUCUUUGCUCGUGGAUAACUCAAAAGGUAUCAGUGAAAAGAUUGUGGGAAGCAGAGCAGAGUUGGUUUUAGAUUUUUCUUAUGUAAAUUUGUGCAUUUUCAGUGGGUUUUUACUGUUUGUCCGUGGAUAAUGCAAGGUGGUUAAUUGCCCGUGUUGAUUUUACUGUCAGAUUUUAACUAGAUUUUGUUUUCUUUUGUAAGUGUUUUUUCAGAGAGUGCUCUUAUUUUUACUGUGAAUGAUUGCCUAGAAUUACAUGGAGUUUUUUUGAUGGUGUAUCUAACCUGGGCAAAAUUCUGCAUUUUGAGCACUGGAGGCUUCAUGUUGCAAAGCUGCUUUAAAUGGGGAAGCCCAUCAGCUCUGAUAAUUGUCCUGUGUUUUAAAUUGAACUUUGGUUUGCCAGCCACAACUUCAGAUUUUUCUGAAAUUCACAAGGGAGAUGUUCCCUUUGGAAAAAUCAAAGCAUUAAAGCUGGAUUUGCUGCCUGGGAAAUUCUGCUAUUUAGCAAGAUUUUAACACUUUCCAGAGAGCAGGUGUAUUUUGGAGGGCAGUGGGAGACAUGAGUGUGAGUGACAGCUGGGGAAUGAAUCAAGAGAGGGAGAGAGUCACAUCCUUUCUGCUGCAGUUAUGGGAGGGGAUGAGCAGCUUCUCUGAGUUUGGAAGGGAGGGGAAAAGGAUUCAGCCUGUCAAGGGCUGGAAAAGCUGCUUGUCUUGCUAGUGUUGUCAUUAUAUUUUUAGAGAACUUUUGGAAUGAAUUUCAACAUAAUAGUAUAUGUUUCUCUUUUAUAGCAACAUUUAAUACCUACAUCAGGAAACAGUACAGAAAGGUUAGGUGAGUUUAACCAUUCUAACAGCUCAUGCAACAAAAACACCAGGUAAAUGCUGAAAUAAUUUUUAACAUGGCACACUUGCCUUGGGGUUUUUUGUAUUGUUUUUAAGCACCUUCCAUCAUCCCAAUUCUUUGUUGCUCUUUUACACCUAGUGAAACUCCAGUGCUAAAAAUGGAAUUUUCUGUGUCUGUCAAGGUCACAACCUUUUAACUGUACUAAAUCAAAGUGUAUUUUGUAUGUGUGUUACCAGACAACUGAAGUGAGCUGCCAGCACUGCUGCUGGCUCUAGCUCUGAAAUGAGGAGAAACUAUUCUUUGGUAGCUGGACUGUUUUUUUCUAAAGAUUCUCUCCAAUUAAUUGAGCUUUUACCAUGUGAGUUGUUUGGGUUGUUUUGUUGUUUUGGUUUUAUUUUUUUCUUUCCUGAAUUCCUGUGUGAAAUACCAGGCCCUGGUAACAUAGUUUUGCAGGCAAGGGCUAAAUUGUCUUUUGUUUGUGCAGGGUUUAUACAAUAAUGUGCUGCUGUUGUGUUUUUUGUUGUUUUUUUUUUUUAAUAAGCUAAAUUCAGCAAUAUAUUCAGCUUUGGAAGUAAGCCAUAGUGCAUUGCUGGGUUCUGUUUCAGAGGAGGAAUGUGGAGGGUGCAGAAUGACCAGGAACACUUUGCUUCAAGCGCUGCUGUCUAAAGCUUUGUGUGUGUGUGUGUGUGUUAUGGUAAUGCCAUUUCAGACCUUUAUUAAUUCAGCUGUGCCCAUAGUUGUGGGGUGAGGAGAGAAGCCUGCCUGGCACUGCUCAGAGAAGUGAAUUUAUUGAGGUGUGGUUAACAAGGCCACCUUUGUAGCACAGCUGAAGGAGCAAUUUCCCCUCUCACUGUGGUGCGGGAAAGCAGGGCUGUGUCCCAGCCCUCGCUCCUCUGCUAGGACAGGAGGGGUGGUUAAACAGUUUUUACAUUGAGAAUGUCAGGAUUUAUCUGUAAAAAUCCCAGGAGGCUGCAUUAGAGAAGUGGAUUUUACUGGCAGACUGUGAGCUCAGACCUGGCUGAAGAAAUGUGGGCAGGAAUGCCUCCCCCAGUGAAAGCUGAGCCCAGGGGCUGCUUCUCUUUGCUGACAAGCACGGCUUGAAGUGUUUCCUCUGCCCCUUUGUUUUACCUCUCUGAUCUGUCAGAGGUGCUGUAACAUCCUUGAGGCUACAUGUUCUAUGUACAGUAGGUAUUUUUAUAGCCUGCUUUCAAAUAUACUGUGAUGAGUGUUUUACUGCAAUGGGUGUUCAGUAAAAAGAGUUGUAUACAAGUGUAAAUAAACUACUGUGCUGAUACUUGAAGAGGAAAAAAAAAAUAAAAAGUUGUUGGUUCUAGGGUAGGAAGGUACUAAAUCAGUGACUGCAUCUGACCCUGGCUGGAGAGAGUAGGUGUGGAUGAUGAAUGUAGAUUUGUGCUGAAUGUAGAUUUGGAGUGAUGGGUUCUCCCAGGCUGUAAUCCUAACUGCUGUUCUGGGAAGGCACAGUUAAGAAUUGCCAUUAAUUGUCACUUUCUAAAAGUGUGUCCCCCACUCCUGACAGAACAGUCACUGCCAGGGGAAAGGAAAACCCUUGUCCUGACCUUUGUGUUUGUACCAUUUGACUGCCUGUGUCCUGUGUGUGCCUGGCUCAGAUGCAGUCUCUCAAAUGGGAUUAAAUCAUCCUUUCUUACAUUGUUGGCCUUUGUUGUGAUCUUUCAGACAAAUGUAAUCAUUUGACCUUUGAUCCAAGUAAUAAAGAUCAAAUGCUACAA
Molecule: messenger RNA, 4296 nt
Organism: Parus major (Great Tit)
Lineage: Eukaryota; Metazoa; Chordata; Aves; Passeriformes; Paridae
Product: 6-phosphofructo-2-kinase/fructose-2,6-bisphosphatase 4
Exons: 15
Coding region: 206-1516 (436 amino acids)
Biological process (GO): fructose metabolic process; fructose 2,6-bisphosphate metabolic process
Cellular component (GO): cytosol
Molecular function (GO): 6-phosphofructo-2-kinase activity; fructose-2,6-bisphosphate 2-phosphatase activity; ATP binding
Source: RefSeq, a predicted model, not a curated record